AUGCGCAUGCAGCUUCCCCCGUCAUUCCCGUAUUUCACACAAGUAGAUCUUGUGGCUGACCCGUUUGAGAUGGUUUUCUUCUACGCCUAUCGCCCGCUAUGGCUCUGCGCGAGAGCGAUCCAAUUUGUGCACAAUGAAGAGGUUCCUCCCGAUCGACCUCCGUUCCAUAUAUGGAUACAGUUGGUCGAGGAAUUGCAACAAUGGUAUCGAGAGCGACCACGGGAGUUUGAGCCCAUGCUGGAAAUAGAGAUGGAUGAUCAGUUAGCUGGGCCAGAAAGAAGUUUCCCCGUUAUUCUCUUUGCCAACGGAGCGAGCUUGUUCGGCAACCAGUUAUACCAUACGGCCAUGUUGAUCUUGUUACACAAUCGACCUCGCACUGCACGCAUCGCCGACUUCCGCUCCGUUGCCAUGUCACCACUGUGGCAUACGCAGCGGAUAUGCAGUAUUGCUCUCCACAAUGAUCGUCGGGAGUGCUGGGAUCCAUGUCUAUUGGCAUCCUUUCUGCUGGCAGCUCGUCGGAUGACACAUGAGUCACAACAACACGAGGUUGUGCGUGGGUUAGAACGCAUUCAUACUGUGACAGGGUGGAACGUGAAAAACUGCUUGCAUAGCCUGCGAGUCGAGUGGUGCCUUCUUGAUGAGACAUAG
Penicillium mononematosum is the source of this 648-nucleotide messenger RNA. RefSeq lists its product as uncharacterized. NCBI's taxonomy places the organism in Eukaryota, Fungi, Ascomycota, Eurotiomycetes, Eurotiales, Aspergillaceae. Gene Ontology annotation, molecular function: transcription cis-regulatory region binding; DNA-binding transcription factor activity. Gene Ontology annotation, cellular component: nucleus. The transcript has a single exon. Bases 1 to 648 code for a protein of 215 amino acids. The record is from RefSeq and is a predicted model, not a curated record. Gene Ontology annotation, biological process: positive regulation of transcription by RNA polymerase II.